This is a messenger RNA of Megalobrama amblycephala (Wuchang bream), 2627 nucleotides long. RefSeq lists its product as uncharacterized. Lineage: Eukaryota; Metazoa; Chordata; Actinopteri; Cypriniformes; Xenocyprididae. The transcript is spliced from 6 exons. The record is from RefSeq and is a predicted model, not a curated record. Gene Ontology annotation, biological process: response to bacterium. The coding region runs from base 532 to 1506 and encodes 324 amino acids.
AUUUUCAAUUCAAUUAAUUUAAUUUAAAAUAUCUUGGAUGCUCAUCAUCUGUACUAAAAACAUGAACUUUUAUAGGCCCUUUAAUGGCUUGUCUUCUGGUUACAUGCUUCUUAGAAACAUCUUAUUUCCAGCUUUUUUUCUGUGUCAAAACACAUCAUGCAUUUUUUUGUAACAAAACAACAUAUCAACCACAUUGUGAGACCAACUUUAAUAGCUAAAAACUGGGUAACUAAGCAGUAGUAUAUAUAAUACCUUCCUUAAUAAAUGAGAGGGGUUUUUUUUGGAGCAAUGGAAAGAUGGUUGGGUUAGACAUAUUUUUAGCCAUUAUGAUGUGGCCAGGGGUGUGAAAGCAAAAAAGUUAAGGUGAAAGUGCACACGUGCGUCGGUUGACUGAAGCAAAGACCAAUGGACACAAGGUAAAGACACAGUCUAGUGAUCUACCCUUCUUUAGCAUGUGUGAUAGUGUGCUCAUUUGUUGGCUUUUUUCAGAUGAAUUCAAAGCCUGAGGAUAAUUUUGGAAUUUGACUGAUCAUGAGAUAUUACUUCAUUCUUUUGCUUUCCUCAACAAUAUUCUGCUUUACUGAUGUGGACGUUGUUCAAGAUGAUUUAAAAAUAGUUCAAGCUGGAGAGGAUGUGAAUCUUACUUGCAACUUUUCAGAGCUUCUGGACUCAACAGUGUGGUUUAAACAGACGGCUGAAAGAAAAUCUUUCCAAAUUGUGUCUUUAUAUUUAAAUCAACAACCCAGCUGGAAUAAGGACUUUGAGAAAAUGAAUCGCUUUAAUGUUAUAGGAGGAGAUGGUCAUUUUAAUCUGACCAUUUUAAAUACAAACCCUUCAGACUCAGCAACAUAUUACUGUGUAGUCACAUCAUAUUACAGCAUUGGAAUGGGUGCAGGAACUAGAUUACUUGUCAGAGAUGCAGCCGUAGCACAAAUAACUCUUCAGCAGUCUUUGAUAGACACACUUUAUCCAGGGGAUUCUGUGAAUUUGCAGUGCAGCAUCUUCACUGAGAGUUGUGCAGGAGAACACAGCGUCUACUGGUUCAGACAAAGCUCGGGAGACUCUCAAGGAGUCCUUUACACCAAAGGAGAGAGAAAUGGUCAGUGUAAUAAGAGCAGCGAGCCUCAAACACAGAGCUGCGUCUACAAUCUCCUCAAGAGCAACAUCAGUCACUCUGACACUGGGAUUUACUACUGCGCUGUGGCUGCAUGUGGAGAGAUACUGUUUGGAAAAGGAACUCAACUAAAUUUUAGAGUGAGUGGUGAUGAGAAUCUAACUCUUGCUCUUGGAAUUUUAAACUUCAUAUUUUUGGCUCUUGUUGUUUUUCUGGGAAUAAAACUAUGCAGGGGUCAAAAUAAAGUGUCCACGCCUCAAGAGAGUCAAAAUGAAGACACCAUGAAUUAUGCAGCCAUUAGUUUUGCUCAGAAACCUCUGAACUCUAGAAGAACCAAAUCAAAGAUCAUUCAGGAUCAAUCUCUGUACGCUCAGGUCAGAUCACAGCAGUAACAUCCAGAGCAUUUACCUUCUACAGAAAUAUUUUCAUUAUGAUCUUAUAACAAUUUGAGGUAAUUACAUUUAAUUUGGUUGAAUAAUUUUGUUCAUUUUACUCUGUUUAUUGAGUUUAUUUGUUUCCUUCAUGUUUUUAUGUUUUGUUGUCUUUUUUAUGAAUUAUCUUCAACUGUGCAGCAUUUUGGUCAUUCUUGAUGCUGUUAUUAAUGUGCUUUAAAAUGAAAUAAAAUUACUUGAUCUUGAAUCUAUAAUGCCUUUAAGGAUCAUGUCCUUUAUUUCAAGAAAUUGUUAUUUAAGUUUUAAAAUGAAUGGUCUGAAAGUGUAACCUCAAAUAACAGUAUAGCUAACAAUGUCAUCACAAUACGGACUGCAUGCUGAUAGCUGUCGGUGGCCAUAUUUUAAUGUAUUUAUAUUUUAAAGUGUUACUUUGGCUUUGUACUGUGUAUUGAUAACUAUGAAUUUGUUAGGCAUAUUAAGGAUAAGGAUAAUUGUAAAAGAAAAUUAUUGAAGUAGAAAAGUAUAUUUUUGUAAAUUAAUGCAUGUAGGUUGUUAGACUCUGUGUUCUUUUUGGGCAACUUUGUAACUUUGUGUUAUGAAAUGUUCCAUUUUACAGUUUCCUUAUGAAUCACUUGUGUGUAUGCUUAAUUUACAUCUGCUAAAUUAAUAGCCUGUUUAUGUGCAUGUGCAUUUGUUCAAAUGUGUUUUGUUUGGGGUUUUUUUUUUUUUUUUUUUUUUUUUUUUUUGGUGCAUGUGUAAGUUAUACUUCCUCUGCAAAGUAUUAGUUAGCAUUUAGUUAGUCUUUAACAAGAAUUAUUUUAAAGACAACUUGCUGAAUGCUGAAUUCAACACAUGGUCCAUACUGCCACCUAGUGGUUGUAGAUCAUUGGUAUGAGAUCUGGGAUCUCCUUUUUUAUGCCCUUUUUAGGCGAGAGUAGACAGCUGCAGUGAGGGGAGGAGUGGAAAAAGUGCAGCCAAGACGGACAGUUCUCUCCUCUGAUAGUGGAUCAGACACCUACGAGAUCAAAGCCGGAUAUUUUAGGAUACACACUCAUGUGCUGUGUAAUAAACUAGAUGUAAUUUAGGUUCUGUUGCUUUUAUAUCAAAAUAAAUGUGAUGAA